Molecule: messenger RNA, 1087 nt
Organism: Perca flavescens (yellow perch)
Lineage: Eukaryota; Metazoa; Chordata; Actinopteri; Perciformes; Percidae
Product: C-type lectin domain family 12 member B
Exons: 7
Coding region: 91-960 (289 amino acids)
Cellular component (GO): plasma membrane
Molecular function (GO): transmembrane signaling receptor activity
Source: RefSeq, a predicted model, not a curated record
CAGUUGUCCAAUGAAUAUGCGCGGUGGAUUAAUUUCAGCAGUACUUCUCUGUCUGAAAGUGAGACAGAACCCAACAGAGCGACUGUAACCAUGGCGGAGGGGGAGGUUAACUACGCUUCAGUUGUAUUCAAAAAUAACAGUCAUCCUCCACCCCAAGCUAGAAAGGAGGAGGAAACUGUGUACGAUGAAGUGAAGGGGCAGAGUAACACAACUGAAGAAACUGCUGUCAAAAACACAGGAUCCUUGCUAGAAAGGAAAGCAAACAACAGACGUCUCCAGUAUCAGCGGCUGGCCUGUUGUUUGGGGAUCCUUUGUGUCAUUCUGCUGUUGGGCAUCAUAGCAGUCGUCGUCCUCUACCACCUUGCUACACUAAGUCAUCAGAGUGAUGAAAGUGGGCUGAUGGCUGCCAAUCGCAACCUGACAAACCUCAAGAACAAACUCAGCUUAGAUAAUGAAAAGUUGAGGACGGACAGCAACAAUCUGACAGUCCAGUUGGGCAACCUGACACAAAACUAUACUGUCUUAGAAAGCAAGAUCACAAACCUGACUACAGAGGUCCAGAACCUGAAUGCAGAUGUCCAGAACCUGAGAACACAAAACCUGCAGCUGGAGACACAGAGGAAGAACUUAACAGAACAAAUACAAAACAUGAAGACAAACUGGAAUGAGCUCAACGUCAGCCGAGCUCAGUGGAGCAUUGAUGCCUACUGCCCAAAAACAACUAGCGUGAGACAGUGUAAAGCUUGUCAGAAUGGCUGGGAACUCACCGGGUCUAACUGCUAUGUGUAUCAUGACGCUGUUCUUCCUGAUCAGAAAACCUGGGAAGAAGCUCGACAAGACUGCAGAGGAAAGGGUUCAGAUCUGGUUGUUGUACAUAAUGAAGAGGAAAAGAAUGCACUCAAUGAAUACAGCGUGGGUAGUUCAGGAAACUGUUGGAUACUGGUUUGGCCUGAGAGCUGAAGGUGGGAGAUGGAAGUGGAUUGAUGGAAGUAAUCUGACUGUAAGCUACUGGACACCACAACCUCCUCCUCCUGCUACUGAUGGUCAGUGUGUAAUGUCUGUCCAGACCAAUAAAUGGAUAUCAGUG